This is a messenger RNA of Chinchilla lanigera (long-tailed chinchilla), 9604 nucleotides long. It is a transcript of the gene Prlr, whose product is annotated as prolactin receptor. NCBI's taxonomy places the organism in Eukaryota, Metazoa, Chordata, Mammalia, Rodentia, Chinchillidae. The record is from RefSeq and is a predicted model, not a curated record. Gene Ontology annotation, cellular component: external side of plasma membrane; membrane; signaling receptor complex. Gene Ontology annotation, biological process: cytokine-mediated signaling pathway. The transcript is spliced from 9 exons. Gene Ontology annotation, molecular function: cytokine binding; cytokine receptor activity. Bases 321 to 2180 code for a protein of 619 amino acids.
CUCCUCCUCAAAUGAAGAAAGAGUGAACAAGUGCGCCGAGCGCAGCUUCUCAGAGGCACCCGGGCUGGGGACGCGGGAGCGGAGGCUGCCACCCCCAGGCGCCCCAUCUUCUGGGCUGGGCUUUCCCCGCCUUCCUUUCUCUGUUUUACUCAGCUGCGCUCCCGCUUUCUGGAUUGUACCGGCUGUCCAGGAAACAGCGCGACACACCAUGGGUGGCCGCGUCCCCGUGCGGCCAGCGCUCCCGGCGUGAGAGGGCAGACUUCGCUCGGCGGCACAGGGAUUCUCUGAUUCAUUUCCUAUAGCAAGGAAAAGAAGCCGACAUGAAGGGGCGUGGGACUCCCACAGUGGUUUUCAUCCUACUUUUUCUCAGCAUCAGACUUCUGAAUGGAGAGUCGCCUCCUGGAAAACCUGUCAUCAUUAAAUGUCGUUCUCCUGACAAGGAAACGUUCACAUGCUGGUGGAGGCCGGGAAGCAGUGGAGGACUUCCCACCAAUUACACACUGACUUACCACAAGGAAAGAGAAAAUAUCACCUAUGAAUGUCCAGACUACAAUACCAGCGGUCCCAACUCCUGUUACUUUAGUAAGAAGUACACCAGCAUAUGGUCAAUGUAUGUCAUCAAAGUAAAUGCUAUUAACAAGAUGGGAAGCAGUUCCUCUGAUGCACUUCGUGUGGAUGUGGCUUACAUAGUUGAACCAAACUCUCCCCGGAAUGUGACUUUGGAAGUAAAACAGCCAGAAGACAGAAAACCGUAUCUAUGGAUAAAAUGGAUCCCGCCCAACCUAAUUGACCUAAUGUCUGGUUGGUUUGCACUAGAGUAUGAAGUUCGAUUAAAACCUGAGAAAGCAACUGAGUGGGAGACACAUUCUGCAGGGCAGCAGACACAUUUAAAGAUUCUCAGCUUACACCCAGGACAAAAAUACCUUGUCCAAGUUCGCUGCAAGCCAGAUCAUGGGUACUGGAGUAAGUGGAGCCAAGAGAACCUCAUUGAAAUUCCUGGUGACAUCAGCAUGAACAACGCAACUGUAUGGGUCUUUGUGGCCAUUCUCUCUGCUGUGGUCUGUUUGGUUAUGUUCUGGACAGUGGCUUUAAAGGGCUACAGAAUGAUAACCUGCAUCUUUCCACCAAUUCCUGGGCCGAAAAUAAAAGGAUUUGACACUCAUCUGCUAGAGAAAGGCAAGACUGAAGAACUCCUGAGUACCUUGGGAUGCCAAGACCUUCCCCCAACUUCUGACUGUGAGGAGUUGCUGGUGGAGUUUUUAGAAGUAGGUGACUCUGACGACCAGCAGCUAAUGCCAGCUUUUUCCAAAAAAUACCCAGGUCAAGUUGUGAAAUCCCAACAUCCAGAUCCCGAUAAUGACUCUGGCCAUGGAAGUUGUGACAGCCCUUCCCUUUUGUCUGAAAAGUGUGAGAGACCCUGGGCCAAUCCUCCCACUUUCCACACUCCUGAGGUCAUUGAGAAGCUAGAGAAUCUGGAAGCAAAUAUUACCUGCACCUGGGACCCCCAGACCAGAAGCACAGAAGACAAAAUCCUUCACUUCCAUGCUAACGGAUCCAGAUCCUCAACCUGGCCUUUACCUCAGCCUACCCAGCACAACCCGAAGUCUCCUUACAACAGCACUGGUGAAGUAUGUGAGCUGACCAUGGGCCCCAAAGCUGCAGUGGCCACUGUGUUAGACAAAUCAGGCAGAGAUGCUUUGAAAUUCUCUAAAACCAUUGAGGCUGGAGUUGGGGGAAAGGCAGUUGAGCAGAUUGAGGUGGAAAGCUUCCCUUCUAAGACUGAGCAAGACACAGCAUGGCUUCUGCCCCAGGAAAAAGGCCCCUGCAUCCCUGCUAAACCCCUGGAUUAUGUGGAGAUUCACAAGGUCAACAAAGAUGGAGCACUGUCAUUGACCCCAAAACAGAAAGAAAGCAUUGACCAGACAGAGAAGCCACAGGCUCCCGAAAAUUGUAAAGAGUAUGCUAAAGUGGCCAGAGUUAUGGAUAACAACAUCCUGGUGUUAGUGUCUGAUCCACGAGCUCAAAACAAAGAGGCUGUACCACCCCUUCAGCAGAAUCAAACUGAGAAAGACACAGGCUACAACACUGCAACACCAAGCAACUGCAGACUCCAGCGGGGUGGUUUGGAGUACAUGGACCCUGCAAGCUUCAUGUGCUCCUUUCAUGGGCAGGUUGAUUAAUGAAAUGAUCGGUGAUAAUGUGAUUUUUCUUCAGGUACCACUACAGAGUUAUGAAAAACCAUCUGCUAAUGAUGUUUAAGAAUGUGGGUAGAAUAGCACUACUUCGCUCCUUUUCAUGGUCCAUGCACAGCCACUUGCCUCUUUCUUCAACAGCUGAUUUCCAAACGAAUUAUUUUGUCUCCAUGAUUUGUAGAUUUACUUUUUUCUAUUAGUUAUAAAAAUUAUGUGUUCAGUGAAAUAAAAGCACAUUGCUUAGUACUCUUGAUGGACACUGCCAAUGGGGCAUAUCCUCUGGGAAAGGCUUUGGUGUUAGUGUGUGUCAGAAGGCAAUGAAAAGAUCAAAAUGGUUUUGCACAAGAAGGUGACAGAUACACAGCAAAUGAAAACCACUUUUGAAGACCAAUUGCCUAACUUUUACACUACUCCUUCAUUUUAUUAGGAUUAUUCCAAUAAAACACAUUUAAUGAAAAUGCAUUCCAGAAUAACUGAAGAAUUGUUUGCACCAAUUCCUAUACCUUACUAACACACUGUUGAUAUGCGAGUGAAAUGACAACCCUAAUUUUCUCUUAAGAUAGUUCGAAUGUGUCAGGUAUGUGUUUCUCCCCUAAAUUUUAUUUCAUUCUGAAGUCUCUAUAUAGCUUUGGAAAGUAAAAUUCUCUGCUGCACAAGAGGCAAAUGAAUCAUGUGGUGAAUCUUUUUAGGAUGUUUUCCUGUUUCACUUCAGCAAGUUAGAUAAUUAAUUAUACACCCUAGUCUUUGCUUAGUGAAAAAAAUUCCCAAAGACAAACUUUAAAAGACAAACUUUAAAAGAAUCACAGCAGGAUGCUAAUAGAAACACUGCCUUACUGUACAUACAAAUUCUACUUUAAUACAAGCCCAUAAGUUUAGCAAUGUAUUUUUGAAGACUAUUUUUCUACUGAUUAGGUAAAACAAAGGACUAUUUUCUAUUUUCCCGGUACAGUUCUUUAAGUAUUCAGUGGAUACAGUACUUGCUGCUACAAGGUGACAAUGAGUAUUCGAGGUAUAUAUGCAGUUCUUGUUUGUGGGGUAAAAUGCCAUAUGAAAUAGAUGACAAAAUUCAGUUUCCAACACAAUGGAGUAUAUUCUUUGAUUCUUUUUAUGUCCAGGAUACCUUAAGCUGAAACAACUACCCCCAACCUAGGGUUUUAGGGCUCUCCACAGACCAGAAUAGAUUUUGCCUGUGGCUUCAGGGCUAUUCUAGGGCUUUGGCCUAUCAACAAGUGUAUCUUCAUAAAGCUACCAUAAAAAUGGAGGAGAAUGUGAUUUCUAACACCUGUUAGGUUUUGUUUUGUUUUUCUGAGCACUUUUUGGCAGCAGAAGAAUUUUAAGAAAAACCAGGAGCUAGUACCUCUCUGGAAUAUAUCUAUUUGCAAAACGUUGGCAGAGGUAGAUACCAUACUCAUAUCAGAAGUGUUCAAAUAAAAGUUCAAGGAAAGCAGACAUCUGUAGAACAUCAGGAACAUCUCCAGAACUCGAGGUAUGGUAGUGGGAGUCUGCACAUCAGUUCCAAGGGUAGGCUCCUUGAAACUGGUUGAAGCUUGGAUUUCCAUUUUAAUGGGAGCAUCCAUUACUUAUCUACUGCUCAAACUGCUUCCUUAUAUUUUUCAUUUUACCUCUUGACAAAUCCAUCUUCUUUUCAUUCACUACAUGGACAUAAAGAAAAGGAAACUCACUCUGCAAGUUAAACAUUCACUUCCAUAUUGAUAGGAACUGGACACAGAUGUUUCCUGAUGAAUGAAAGUGAAUACUUUACCAGUGCUUUGUGAACUGCAAAAGUAAAAGAUCUGAAGCUUUAUUUUCCCAGUACAGUGUACAAACAACUUCUUGUGAGUGAAGGAAGCAUAAAUAAAGUUUUCCAUGCUCAUUCCAUCUCAUAUCCUCAAUACUCAGUGUGUGAGAAGUAACUGUAUGGGAAUCACCCAGCCACUGCUUGAAAAUUUUGUUUGCAGAAUCUCAGGCUCCAGACCAGACCUACAAAAUCAGCAUCUGCAUUUAAGAUCUAGAUGAUUCCUUGUACGUUGAAACCUGAGAAGCACUGUCCUAGAUGACCAUUUCCACUGAAGGUUAUCUUACUGCAUGCAAACACUCCUCCACAGGAAAGUACAGAUCCAGUCUGUGUAACUUACAAUGAACAAGCCUGUCUGUAAGAGAAGGCAAAAAAAAAAACAAAUCUAUUAGUGGUUAAGGUGUACAUAAUGGCAUUUUGUUUAUAUGAAUAUGAUAAAAUUUCUAUAUCUGUAUACAUAUGUCUUAUAAUUUUAAAACAAAAAUAAUCUGAUUUUGAGAUAUAAUUUUACAUAUAUGAAGAAUAUUUUGGCUGGCUAAAGAUUCUAACCAAAUCUCAAAAAAGCACCAAUUAGUAAUCAUUAAAUAAAGUCAAGACUACAAUCCCAUCAACGCUAUGAUCAACUGUCACUGUGUAAGUUUUGUUUUUUUCAUGGCCUAAAAUAUUUUUUCUUAAGGAGACAGCCCUUUGUAUGGAAGAAUGCAUACUAGAGUUGAAGAGACCUGGAUUCUAGUCCUAAAUGUUUUACCUUGGAGAGACUAAGUCCCUUCUGUCUCAGCUUCUUCUGAAGAAAACAUUGGAAACAAUAAUCUCUAAGAUCCUUUUAAACUCUGAGUCCUUGCUUCCAUGACUCACUAAAUAUUUUCCCACAAAGAUAAUUUGAACCAAUGCCUUGUAUCUUAAUUAAGCUAUCAAAUAAUUGAAAUAAUUGGUCUUCAUUAUGGAAAUACAAAGUAAUCAUCAGUGAUGCAUUCAUCGUACUUCAUUUUUUAAAUCAUCAGCUCCAACUGGUCUUAAUAUAUUUCACAUGCACUUUAUUAGUUAUGUAGGCACAGAAUCAUAUCUAAAAUUGUGUGCAAACACAUAGAGAUGAGAAACCUAAGAUAGAAAAUAGACGUGUGGGAAAAUUCAAUGACUCUUUAACUGAUCUCUAAUGGAAGCAAGUCUUGUUCACUCCUCAUGUAGUCCAGCAGCCUCAAACCUUUUUUCUAGCUAUUGAUAGAUAGCCAGAUCUAUCUGCCUAUGACCAAUAUCUGCCUACUGAUCAUAGUUUACAAAUAAUCAUUUCCCAAGUGACUUAUAGAGCCUUAUGCUCUGAGUUAUGAAAAUUCAUACUUUUAUUAACAAAUACUUAAAUAUUUAAGUUAUAAAGCACAUGGAACCUGGGUAGAGUCAAUAAAUGACUUCUGGGAGCUUAUCAUUCAAAUGGCAAAACAUUCCCUGACAACGGGCGCCCCAAGGUGAGCACAAGUUACUACAGAACAUCACUGAUUUUUGUGGAUGUUACAUUUUCCUAAGUGCCUAAGACCAAUACUGGGGGUCAGUUAUGGACUAAAGAUUCAAACUGAUUUGGUCUGAAGAAAUAGGUCUUUUACUGUCUAUAUAACAUCAAAGAAGUUUGACUCUUUGCCCUAUGAUGACCCAACUGAACCGGUGAGGAAAUCAGGCUAGAUGACCUAAAUUAAUGAGCAACCAGAGGCACCCAAGUUCCAAGUAGUAGUUCAUCUCUGGAGGAAAGCUGGCUUUCUCUGUUUUGAGCUGCCCUCUGCUGCCCAGCAUUUGCAGAAAGAGUUGGCCCUGCCCUUAGUACCUUCCCUAUCUCCCUAGAAUAGACAAGAAAGAAACCAAUUUGUAUGUUUUUAGGAAGUGCCUUUACUUUUAUAAAAAGCUUUCAUUUUGCAAGAAAGUUCUAUUGAGUGGAAAGUAAAAUAUACCUAAUGUAAAUUUCUCUUAAAUGAAUUGAGAGAUGAAAAAAGAGAGGCUAGAAAGGAAAUGAUAAAAUGGUCUAAGGACUAACCAGCACAGUGUUCAAUGGUUUUUGUAUAUUGUCCCAUUGAGUUACCAUACAGCUGAUGUGAAUAGUGUAACUUAAUUUGUCGGAUAAGAAAUUGAGUCUGGGGGCUGGCGAUACAGCAGUGGUAUAAGCGCCCACCUGGCAAGCACAAGGUCCUGAGUCUGAUUCCCAGUACAAAAAAGGAAAAAAAAAAAAAAAAACCUUGAGUCUAGCUACGAUUGUAGGAUAAAUCUAUCACCCUAUUAUUCUAGCGUCUCCAUUUAAAAACAUUGGUGAACUUUUAAGUAUCACUGAAUUGCAUGUAAGUGCCUGAAAAAGAUAAUUGUACACUUUGAAAUUUUGCACACAGAUGGAAAAAUAUUAAUGACUGAACCCCUCUUCCUAGUGCUGCUAACAUAGAUUUGCUAUUGAUUAAGCCUUGUGUGUACUUCAGUGAGCAAAUUUCCUUUUCUGCCCUUUAGACUCAAGCACAAUAUUGUUCUUACUAAGAUAGUAACUGAGUACUCAAUGUUCAGCUCUAGGUCACCUCAUUGUCACUAAACAGGCUAGAUGACCUUGCUUAAGUUCUUUAAAUUCUUGUCACUAUUUCCUCAUUUGCUCAAUGAGUGAGUCGGCCAAAAAUGCUUCUAACAUUUCCAGCUCUGUCUUUAAUUCUCUUAAUCUAGGUAAUCCAAACCUUCAAGUCAAAGGCCUAGGUGCCAUCUCUUGCUGACAUGUUCCUGACCUAACCAGUGAAUUCCUGACUCAGUGUGUCUGCAAAAAUGCUUCAGAGAAAAACAGAUUCAUUUCUUAAGGUCCAAUAGAUUGAAUGUCUUCAUGUCCCCUUUUCCUUCCUUCCUAGUUUACAUUGUAGGUGGUCACUGCCUCUCUUCUCCUACAGGCUAAAUAUGUACAGUAGCAACCAUAGAAUCCAGAACACACAAAAUUACUCAUAAACAAUUAUUUUGGCCCUGCAAAGAACAGAUCAAAUAUGAAAUCACCAUACAGAUAUCCAAGCCCAAGCUGAGGGUCACAAGUAAACCCAUUUAGAGAUUCACAUGAGUAAAGAUUUGAGUCUAUAUUCAUUAUUUAGUUAACUCAAAGACCAUCAAUGAAUCCAAGCUAUCCUAUUGACUAGACACUAGAAGUCUUAGAAGAAACAAAAAUAUACAGUGAUUGCUUUAGAGCUUACGAACUAACCAGAAACUGUAUUUAUAAUUGCAGCCUAGAUUUAUUUUAUGUUUAACAAAUACAUCUGUAAAAUUAUCUAUAAAUCAAACAGAAGUUCUCUCCAAACUUUUGUUUCUCAGGGAAGUGAAUUUUUUUAUUGGGACACUGUGAUAUCUAUUUCAGUUUAAGUAAAAAGAACAGAAGAUAACAGGUUAUUUCCAAAGUUCUAGGCAUCUCAGUGUGCUAAUAAAUGCCAAGAUUACCUACUAAACCCAAUGUUAGAAAAAGGACGAAUCUAUUAAUUCUCUCAGUUUAUGGCCAUAAAAUCUGGAAAUGCACUUAAUUUACACCAAAGGCUGGCAGCUAUUCUGUCCAUAAUGAUUCCUUUGAUUUAUACCCUAAAUUCAAUUAAACACCAUGGAGACGUGCACAGUGGAAAGAUAUAACCUGUUUAAACGGUGUAUCAACCUACACUUUGCCUGCUGCUAUUUUAAAAAUAAAAAAACAACUCUAAAAUCUUUGGGAACCCUAUACUUUGCCUGCUGCUAUUUUAAAAAUAAAAAAAAAAGCUCUAAAAUCUUUUGGAACUAAAGCAGUAAUAUUAGAAAUAACCUUUAAUAGUUAUGGUCAAAUUGUGCUUAAUCUGGAUAAACUUCAAAAUACUGAGUUUUUCUGAGCACAUUUUGCAAAUCUUCAGGCAGGAUCUUUCUGUCAUAUUAUCUGAAAUUGGGAAUCUAAGCAAAUUUACUUCUGAAAAAUUACUUGCUUUAUAAAAGUCCUGAAAAAAAUGACACUGAAAUGACAAGAUUCCCUCUGUGUCCUAAUAACCUUCAUUCAGAUCUACUUAUAAAAAGAUAUUACAUCUCAUGCUUUGACCGUUUCAGUGGCGUAUGUAGUUGUCUUACGACAUUACUGACUUUAAUCAAUAUUGUAUACCAUAUUGUUUUAUGCGUUUGAAAAUACUAUAUGUCACAUUAAACUAUAUACUCCUUAUGAAACACAUCAUGUAAUGGAAAUGAAAAUCAUUAUUUAAUGACAUAAUUUAUCUAUACAUAAUUUCAAUGUGAUCCUGUCUGUCUAUAAAACAAAACUAAAAAUAUGUAAUAAUAUAUUUGUGGAAACUGUGAAUGCACUAAUUUUUUCUGUGAUCUGUCUAGAAGUAAUAUAUGCAGUUAUGCAGCUGUUCUGGGCGUUAUGUGUUUAAAGUACAAUCUAACAACUGCUUAAAUGUCAACUCCUCCACUUUGCUUCAUGUGACUACUGAGUCUUCAUGUGUGUUUGCAUCAUGAAUCUGGCGUUUUCACUUCAUCAUUCAUUGAAACAAUUUAAGAUUCUCAUGUGGAAACCAAAGCAAUCUAGACCCCACCCACUGAGUGAUUUUGUCUCUUAUAAAGCCAUAUUGAAGUGAAGUCUGUGCCACAGUACAAAGUUCCAUAUUUUCAAAGCUACCACUACCUCUGCUUUUUCCCUAGAAAAUGCCAAGCAAACUUCAACAUUAAGUAGGAAACCAGAUGUGAUUGUUACGGUAUAUUGCUGGAGUUAUUUUUGUAGAUUAUACCUUCUAAUUCACCACUUUGCAGGUUUUUUCUGUUUUCUGAGUAACCACCUUUUACAUUGUUAUAUUUUAUUUAGAAAAACUGGCUGAUGAGUGAAAUUCAAAAUGAAUACAUAGUCAUCAAAUUAAAAAAAACCCAGAUACAGGUUUACUUCUUGUAAGUCACUUCACAGCGUUUGCCCAAAGCCAUGAUAAUGUAUGCAAUUAUUGAAAAUGCUCAGCUCAGUGCCUCGCUCAGUAGACGUUUCCUUCCACUGCUUACCUUUCCUCUCUUUUUUUCAUACUUGAAACACAGAAGAGCAAAUUUACAUGUACGUUGCUGAAACAAUUUUCUUGAAAAGUGUUUGCUGCUAACAGAUCUAUAAUCAGGAAUACAAUUUAAUUUCUCUAAAUACCUUAAAAAUAAACCUUUUCCUUAUUUGAUUUUAGACAUCAAAUACACUAUGGUAUGGGAAACAUCAGCCGUUUAUCGGAAAUAAUUUCAAUUUAGUUUUUAAAACUCAUCUCUAUGUUUUUGUUAUAAUGUCAUUGUUUCUCCUUUUUAACCUCCAAGAGGUAUAGACUACAGUCUUCUGGUUGGUUAUCUUGCAUUUCUUAUUCUGUAAAUCUUUGAUUAUUGCACAUUAUGGUUGCUGUUUUCCAAGGAUUUAUUCAUCUGCGUCCUUCUAUUUCACAGGAACAGCAUGGACAGUUAAAUCUUUAAAUCUUUGUCAGUAGAAUGGGAGAUUAUGCUAACUGCUAUUCUCACAUCUUCAUUUUUACUGCAUGCCAAAAACAAUGCUUGCCAAACAAAAUUUUGGAUAGCCUAGUGUAAUAUGAUUAUUAUGUCUCUAUUUAUGUCAUUAUUCAAAACACCCAGCUCAGUGUUUGACUCAAUAAAUGUUUAUUUCUCUUGCCUA